GCAUGCAAUGCAAGUGGUGUCCUUUGGUCCUCAAGCCAUAGCACACAUAUAUAGAUAUGGAAACCUCCUGAUCCAUUUCUUGCUGUUUCAUUGCUCAGUUUCGUAUUUCUGCCCCCUCCUUAUUGGGUUUCAUCCUUACACCAAGGCGGUCAACUGAAGUAUAUAUAAGCUAUGGAGCUUUACCCUGGAUACCUUGAAGACCGUUUCAGCUUCCACAAACACAGAGGAGGAGGAGGAGGAGGAGGAGCUCCCGGCGGCGGCAGGUACAUGCCCACGGUGGCGGAGUCGUCGUCCUCCAUGGGGGCCAUCUACGAGCGCCGCCACCAACACCACCCGCUCCACGGCGCCUGGGCCGGGUACAUGCCCUCGCCGCUCUCUGGGCCGCCAGGCGUCCACGAGGCCGCGGCCGCAGCGGUGCGCGCCAUGGACUUGACCGACCCCAAGUUCGAGCCCCCUUCGCAGCCGCUGGAACAACAAGAACAAGAAGAAGAAGAAGACCACCAUGCCCUCGCGCUCCCGCUGCCAGAGUCGCCGGACAGCUCCGACCACGACCCCGCCAGGCCCAGAGACAAGAUCCGGAAGACCCGGAGGCUCGCGCAGAACAGAGAGGCCGCCCGCAAGAGUCGCCUGCGCAAGAAGGCCUACAUCCAGAACCUGGAGACGAGCCGGAUGAAGCUGGCGCGCAUGGAGCAGGAGCUCGCCAUGGCCAGGCAACAGCACGUCCUCUGCUUCGGCCGCGCCGGCACCAGCACCAGCAGCCCUGUUGGUCGUCUGCCACUGCCACCAUCCUUCAAUCCAGGCGUGGCGGCGUUCGAGAUCGAGUACGCGCGGUGGGUGGAGGAGCAAGGGCGGCAGACGGCGGAGCUCCGGGCGGCGCUGCAGCUGCUGCAGCCGGACCCGACCCGGCUCCGGCUGCUCGCGGAGGCCGCGCUGGCGCACUACGACCGGCUGUUCGAGGCCAAGUCGGCGGCGGCGAGGCGCGACGUCUUCUUCGUCAUGUCCGGCGCCUGGAGGUCCCCGGCCGAGCGCUUCUUCCUCUGGAUCUCCGGCUUCCGCCCCUCCGACCUCCUCGCCGUCCUCUCCCCGCACCUCCAGACGGAGCUCCACGACGCCGACCAUUCGCCGGCGCUGGCGCCGGCGCUGACGGAGGCGCAGGCGGAAGAGGUGGCGCGGCUGCGGCGGACGUCGAGGCAGGCCGAGGACGCGCUCUUCCACGGCCUCGUCACGCUCCGGCAGGCCCUCGCCGAGUCGCUCCUGGCGCCGGCAAUGGCGGCCACGGCGGAGACUCAGCAGGAAGUAAGCUUCGAUUCCGGCUACGGCGGCGGCGAUGGCGGCGAGAUGGGGGGCGCCAUGGGGAGGCUGGAGGAGCUGGCGGGGUUCGUGGAGCAGGCGGACCACCUCCGGCAGCAGACGCUGCGGAACAUGUACCGGAUCCUCACGCCGACGCAGGCGGCGAGGGGGCUCCUCGCGCUCGGGGAGUACUUCCACCGCCUCCGAUCGCUCAGCGAGCUCUGGGUCAAGCGGCCGCGCGAGCCGGCCUAGUUGUCAUUAAGCUCUGCUCUGCUCCCGCAAACGGCUCGUACGUCGCCGUGGAGAUGGAAGACGAAGUGGAUUUCGGUUCAGCUCUGCAUUCGUAGUAUCAGAGGAAGGAAGGAUCCGAGACACGUGUGAAUAUACACUGGGUUGGUUGCUUUGGGGUAAUUAUCAAUCUAGCCUUGUUGUGAUUACCUACAGUAGCGUUGUUGUGCUUGUAAUUAUCAAUCUAGCCUUGGGGUAAUUAUGUUUGCUGCCAUUUUGCACUCGA
This is a messenger RNA of Brachypodium distachyon (stiff brome), 1804 nucleotides long. RefSeq names its product transcription factor HBP-1b(c38). Gene Ontology annotation, biological process: regulation of DNA-templated transcription; DNA-templated transcription. Lineage: Eukaryota; Viridiplantae; Streptophyta; Magnoliopsida; Poales; Poaceae. Bases 172 to 1542 code for a protein of 456 amino acids. The record is from RefSeq and is a predicted model, not a curated record. Gene Ontology annotation, molecular function: sequence-specific DNA binding; DNA-binding transcription factor activity. The transcript has 6 exons.